AUGGCUUUACAAAUUGAGAAACCAAGUAAUCGGGAGUUAUCGCUCGAGAGAAGUAAACUCGCUACGCACGCGUGUCAGAGAGGGGCCUUCGACGAAGCUGCUUUGUUGUACACUGAAGCGAUAUCAUUAGAUCCUAAUAACCAUGUUUUAUACACGAAUCGUUCUGCGGUUUAUUUGAAAACCAAGCAGUAUGAUCUAGCACUCGAAGACGGGAAGAAAGCCGCGGAAUUGAAGCCAAAUUGGCAAAAGGUAUGAUGCAUAAAUGUAUAUACCAUAUGUUGUAAUUUGUGACUUUUUGGUUUAAACUGGUCGCACAGAUUUCGGACUUUGGGUUGAGUGUUGAAUUGUAGGCUGUGAAAGAGGCUUUUUGUGGUUCAAGUACGUUUAAUUAUUGCGUGGUCUUUGUUAUUAGAAGUAUCCGGAUUUAA
Messenger RNA from Paramuricea clavata, 428 nucleotides. The record is from the annotation of a GenBank genome assembly. NCBI's taxonomy places the organism in Eukaryota, Metazoa, Cnidaria, Anthozoa, Malacalcyonacea, Plexauridae.